CUGAAAUACAUAAUGAAUACAAAUCCUUUGCAAAAUGAACUAAGUUUGCCGACAACAGGAAAAUUUGAAUGGAUCGAUGAUAAAAACGAACUAGUGUUCAUCAAAUUUACAAAUCAAAAAUCACAAAAGUCUAUUUAUUCACGAAAGAAUCUCCAAAAGAAGAGUAAUAUUAAAAUCGUGAAUGGAAUUCGCAAAAUAACUAUAAAGGACGUAAAAUGUAAGUUUUAUAUUUUUCUACUGGAAAGACAGCUGUUGCUUUGACAAGACUAAAAGCUUCAGGCAAGAAUUUCCAGUAUUCACAACACUUUACCAAAAUGAUCAAGUCACCAGAGUGUGACAAACUACUGAUAAGUUUAGCGAAAUACUUGGAAUGUUAUUUCAAUAUAUUGAAAUUUGAAGAAAAAUUUGCGGAUGAAAAAUUAUUACCCACUAUAAAUCAGUUAAAGGAACAGGAGGAAUUACAUAUUCGAAUAGACUCAUUAAAAUAUGAUUUUUCACUUGACUACGCUAAAUUUCUAUUACUUGAACGAAGUCUCAUGUUUAAUACAUGUCCAAGACCGAUCGAUCCAAUAGCAACUUCAAAAACAGAUCGAAAUUUGUUUACAAGAUCAGAGAUGUUCAAUUCGCUUGGACGACAAGGAGCUUCUUAUUUUGGUCAAAAAGAUGAGUGUAAGAAUAUUAACAAAAUAUAUCAUACACAUUUACCCCGAGCAUCAAUGCUAAAUAAAUGCUCUCCAGCCUUAAGGCUUUUGUUACCUGAUGCAGCAGAAAACGUUUCUAGGAUUCACCCGAAUAAAACUGAAAAUAAUCAAAGAAAGAUACAUAUGAAUGAGAUUAAUGCAGAUGGAGAAAAUGAAAAGAUAGGUAUUCUUGGAGACUACCGACAUUUAUACGACGAUCAGCUAAUAUUGAAUAAAGAAACAGCUGAUAGUGACCAGACAAAGCCAGAAGACGAUAAUGAGGAUAAUGACGAAGCAAAUCAAAAGGAAGAUGACAAGAAAAGUGAAUAA
This is a messenger RNA of Schistosoma turkestanicum, 1010 nucleotides long. The record is from the annotation of a GenBank genome assembly. NCBI's taxonomy places the organism in Eukaryota, Metazoa, Platyhelminthes, Trematoda, Strigeidida, Schistosomatidae.